Molecule: messenger RNA, 3866 nt
Organism: Brassica napus (rape)
Lineage: Eukaryota; Viridiplantae; Streptophyta; Magnoliopsida; Brassicales; Brassicaceae
Product: basic leucine zipper 43
Exons: 1
Coding region: 3104-3685 (193 amino acids)
Biological process (GO): regulation of DNA-templated transcription
Molecular function (GO): DNA-binding transcription factor activity
Source: RefSeq, a predicted model, not a curated record
AUAUAUCUUUUAUGAUUAUGACUCACGAUAUUGAUACAAACUGACAGUGAUAGUGGAUGCAAGCCCUAAUUAAUAAAAGUUAAUAGAAGUUAAAUUUUUAGCAAAAAAGUAAAAGUUAAUUACAAGGACAUCAGCACACUAUUUUGGCCUUUAUCCAUAUCAUUCUAUUAAAAUUUAACUAGAAGAAAAGUGGAGGACGUAUCUGUGAUUAAACUAUAAAUUAUUAACUAAAUGUGAGAUUUUUUUUGUUUGUUUGUGUAGUUUUCUUGUAGUUAUAUAAAGAUAAAACAUGGACCAGUUUACGUUAACUGAAUCAGAGAUCAAUAAGAAGUUGGGCAUCUAUAUUCUAUAUAUUUCUUAAAACAUACUUGUGAGUAUUAUUCUCCAUUUGGCAAAUUGGAUAGAAUGAUUUAAAGGUACGGACGAAAAUAUUAAACUAUAAAUUGGAUAUAUAACUAAAAAAUCAUACAAAUGAAGGACGCGGAAUUAUAAAGGAAACACUAAGAAAAAAAAGAAGCAAAUUGGCAAAAAGUGAACAAGAUAAAAAUUGAGGAAAAUUGAGGCUGUGAAAGAAGAACAAACCGUGCAAAAGGACAUGAGACUGAAAUAAAGAAGAAAUAGACUUUGUAAUGAUAUGACUUGAUGGUGUUUAUUUGCCCUUUUGUUUGACCAACACAGUCACACUAUCUUUCAUUCAGUAGUAAUUUUUGUCUUCUUUCAAAUUAUGCAAUUUGAAAAUUUGAGGGUUUAUGUCAGUCGACAAAAGUUACUGUUUUAUAAAUUUUACAGAAACUGUUUUCCAAUUAAUUAUCAGUCGGUUUGAGAUGAAAAUCUAUAACAUCAAAGCUUAUUAAUCUCAAUGAAAAGUUGAUCCAAAAUCAAGGAACUGCAAUGCAUCUGUUCAGCAAAAACUAAUUGUCUUUUGAAUAUGUAGUUUAAUUACCUCAGGUGAUAAUGUACGUCACAUUUAAACAGUAGAACCUGACAUUAACUUUUUUAAAAGAAAAAAGCAUGUUCUAUUACUGUGUUAUUUUACUUUGUGCGAACACCCAAAAGUUCUUCCUCUGGACCAAUAUCGAUAUGCAUAUAUUUUAGUUAGCAUAGCCUUCUUACAAAUGGAUUAUAACACAUUCAUGCAUGCCUACGUUUUUAGUUAUUUAAAGAAAGAUACGUUCUAAAAAGUUCAAAUAGUGACAAGAGAGAAAAAGGGACCAAUGAUUUGUUCAACUCUCCGAUUAUUAAAUAGUUUUCGUAAAGAUUAUCUAUUGCGUCCAUUGUUUACUUAUUAACUAUAAAGAAUAUCUUAAGGAAACUAUAGGACAAACCCAAGCGAUUUCCUAAAUUUUGAUGACGUUAUAUUAUAAAGUCAAACCUACAACCACGAUCUUCUUAUUUUGACCAGCUAAGGGAUAACAAUCAUCUAAGUGAGUUGAGUGAAGCAAAAAUAUUGGUCAUGAACUGUAAUCUUUUUGUAAGUGUGUGUGGUUUUAAGUGGUUGUUGAGUCAUCAGCUCCUCAAAUGUACUAUAGCCUUUGUAAUCAACAUCAUAAAACGACAAGCCAAACUUGCCUAACACAUCUUGCUUUCUUAGUGCAACUAAGGAGUUUAUUCGGUUUGGUUUUUCUUGAUAGUGGUGUUUGAUCAUAUAUGCCCAUAUAAUAUGAGAAGAGUUGGAGGAAUAAUUAUGUUCUUGUAUAUUGACAUGAUCUUCUUUAUAUAACUUGAUUUGAUGAGAUUUAAUACGUAACGUUUGAGAAGAACAAACAAUUACGGUGAUUAAGUAAUCACCUCAAACUGAAAGACCAGAAACGAGUCAUUCUAUUUAUUUAUGAUUUACGCUUUAAAAUUUUAAAAUAUUAAGAAUACUUAAUUAUUCUACAAAAUUUGAAGAAUAUAUUAGUACAUGAUCUUGUCCGGAAUUCUCCAAUUACUGAAAGGAAAAUUCUAAUUUAGUAGUUAUAACUUAUAAAUUCAGCUAACCAUUUAACUCCUUACUUUAAGAUAUUUAAGAUUUAUUUUUUGUGUGAUACUAUAGUAGUUAACACCACAUUGUUUUUUUUUUUUAAAUCUAGGACCUCUAAAAGUCUACAGAGAAAACCAUAUAGCAAUUCAUCCUUCUUAUAGGAGAAGAUAAUCUCUUAUAUUUUUAGAAAGAACAAGACGAGGAGAAAUUAGUGAUUUGUAAAAUAAAGAAUAUAUAUAAACUUUACAAAUUGACUUGUUUGGCACAUUACCACUUUAUAUGUUGGCUAACAAAAGCAUUGUUUCUAAGUUUAAAUAAUUUUGAAACCACACAGCUAGAAACUACAAACUUUUUCUGUGAUGUAAGAACACAACACUGAUCCAAACUUGAUUUUAUCCACAAUGGUACUAGUCUUCAUGUGUCAUUAUCAUGAUAAUGCAUGGGGAUGAUAUAUAAAUCUUUGUCAGAUCAAUCUUUCUUGAACAUCAUGACCAUGCAUCAUGUAUGUGCACAUGUUUGAUGCGCUGGCACCCUCUCCUAUACUCACAUGUGUACAUAUUCAACAACUUACCUCUUGGUUACUAAGCUAACCAUUUCAAUAUCGAUGCACCACAUCCAUGUGUCAUCACACACACAGUGAUACACACCCAUAUAAUAUAUAUAUGCAUGCACUGAUUAUCAGGUUAUGAUAGACCAUAAGGCAUGGGCUUUCCAUAGUACUUUCAUUCUCAUGCAUUAACCGGUCGAUGAAUAAACAAUAUACAUGUAAUCGGGAUCAACUUAAAAAUUAUAAUACUACUUCAACCUGUUUAUCGAUGUCAUAACUAAUAAUUUUUACAAGAAAAAAAAUCCUCUUUAGUGUCCACUACACUUGUAGAUUUAUAUGGCAGCCAUUAAAAAAGCUGAACAAAUAUUCUUCGCAAUAACUUAAAGAAAGAAAACAUGCCAAUGGUCAUGUAGAAGACAUAAUCUAACAUAUAUUUUCAAAAGCAAAAUCCUUAUGAAAGUGUCACGAAAGCCACCAAUUUACAGAAAGUGUGGUCCACUUCUAAUGUCUUUCUAUCUGUAUAAACACCCCUUCUCAGCCAAUCUCUACCAUAACCUCACCCUCUUUGAGAUCUAACUAGAGAGAAAUUGACCAUGCAUCCAAAUUAUGAUAGUUCAAGUAUAAACAACAUGCAACAACAAGACUACUUCCACUUAAACCCCUAUUACAACAACUUAAACCCUUCAACCAAUAACAACCUCAAUCUUCUCUCAUACCCUCAAAUUCAAGAAUUCAAUAAUCUACAAUCUCCAGCAAGCAACAACAACUCUACCACGUCCGAUGAAGCAACUGAAGAGACAUUCGUCAUCAGCGAGAGAAAGCAAAGACGUAUGGUAUCUAACAGAGAAUCAGCAAGAAGGUCAAGAAUGAGAAAGCAAAGACACUUAGAUGAGCUUCUAUCCCAAGUUGCUUGGCUUCGAAGCGAGAACCACCAGAUUUUAGGCAAGCUUAACAAAGCCACGGAUAGCAACGAUCUUGUUCUUCAAGAGAACUUGAUUCUUAAAGAGGAAAAUUUGGAACUUCGCCAAGUUAUCACAUCUAUGAAGAAGCUUGGAGGAGCAGAAGGAGGAAGCACAAGUUUCCAUGGCAUAUAUUGUUCUUCUUCCUUGGAUCAUGACUUGGAUCAAGACUUCUCUUGUAUUACAAAUGAUCCAAAGUCUCAUCAUCCGUCAUGAGUUGUUGUGAUCGAACUUUAAGUUUCCGAGACCAUAUAUUUCUAGGCUGAGAAUAAAGCUGAGUCUUAUGUAUUUUCACUGAGCUAGCACCGUUGAGACAUUACUUUUUAACGGUUUAACUACGUACUAAAGUUUGCGUUAUCUUUUGAUGAAUAUUGGAUUUGAAUAUUACUUUUAUCUA